Messenger RNA from Camellia sinensis, 2118 nucleotides. Its product is annotated as glucose-6-phosphate 1-dehydrogenase, chloroplastic. The record is from RefSeq and is a predicted model, not a curated record. Gene Ontology annotation, biological process: glucose metabolic process; pentose-phosphate shunt, oxidative branch. Lineage: Eukaryota; Viridiplantae; Streptophyta; Magnoliopsida; Ericales; Theaceae. Gene Ontology annotation, cellular component: chloroplast stroma. Gene Ontology annotation, molecular function: NADP binding; glucose-6-phosphate dehydrogenase activity.
UACAGAUAACUAUUAUUGGAAUUUAACUACAAUCUUUAUAAAUCUCUCUCUACCGACCUAACCUCUCAAACUUCUUCUUGAUCUUUCUCUUUCUCUCUCUUAAUUUCUGAUCCAUUUCUCUCUCUCUCUGUGAUCAUCACUCAAUUUCAUGGCUACACAAUUCAGCCCAUGUUCUUCCUCUUCAUCAACUUUCUCAACCUCUUCAUUCAAGCACAAGACACAUCUCUGCACAAAAUUCAUCAUUGUCCCGGCAAGAAUCUAUUCCUCUAAAUGGGUGUCCCAGAUUCGCUCAAGAAUCCACUCAAGAAAGCAUUUUGAGUUCAAUUCCUCAAAUGGGUAUCCUCUAAAUGCUGUUUCUUUGCAUGACGGUUUAGCUGAAAAUUCUGUGUCUAAAGAAAAUAGUGAGCCGUUAGUGAUGGAGAGAUCUAGUCGCUUCUCAGAAUCAGGAAAAACAGAAUCGACUCUCAGCAUAACUGUUGUUGGAGCUUCAGGGGACCUUGCCAGGAAGAAGAUUUUCCCUGCACUUUUUGCUCUUUUUUACGAAAAUUGCUUACCUGAGAGUUUCUCAGUUUUCGGCUAUGCUCGAACUAAAAUGACUGAUGAGGAGCUGAGGAACAUGAUUAGCCAAACCUUAACUUGCAGAAUUGAUAAGAGAGAAAAUUGUGGCGACAAAAUGGAUCAGUUUCUAAAAAGAUGCUUUUACCAUUAUGGUCAAUAUAACUCCGAGGAGCAUUUCUCAGAAUUGGACUGCAAACUAAAACUUAAAGAGGAAGGCAGACUUUCAAAUAGGUUGUUUUACUUGUCAAUACCUCCAAACAUAUUUGUGGAUGUGGUGAGAUGUGCUAGCUGUAGAGCUUCUUCGAAGAAUGGGUGGACAAGGGUCAUUGUUGAAAAGCCAUUUGGUCGUGACUCAGAGUCAUCUGGAGAGCUCACCAGGUCUCUAAAGCAGUAUCUAACAGAGGAUCAAAUAUUCAGGAUUGACCACUACUUGGGCAAAGAGCUUGUCGAGAACCUAUCAGUUCUUCGUUUCUCAAAUCUUGUUUUUGAGCCGCUGUGGUCAAGGAAUUACAUCCGUAACGUGCAGCUGAUAUUUUCUGAAGAUUUUGGUACAGAAGGACGAGGGGGCUACUUUGACAACUAUGGAAUCAUUCGAGAUAUAAUGCAAAAUCAUCUCCUGCAAAUACUAGCACUUUUUGCAAUGGAGACACCUGUCAGCUUGGAUGCAGAGGACAUUAGGAAUGAAAAGGUCAAGGUUUUGAGGUCAAUGAGACCAUUGCAACUUGAAGACGUGAUAGUAGGCCAAUAUAAGGGCCACAGCAAGGGCAAUAACACCUAUCCAGCAUAUACGGAUGAUCCAACAGUGUCGAAGGACAGUCUCACUCCAACAUUUGCAGCAGCAGCACUCUUUAUCAAUAAUGCCCGAUGGGAUGGGGUUCCUUUCCUGAUGAAAGCAGGCAAAGCUCUCCACACUAAGCGAGCAGAGAUCAGAGUUCAGUUCAGACAUGUCCCAGGCAAUUUGUACAAGCGAAACUUUGGAACAGAUUUGGAUAAGGCUACAAACGAGCUAGUGCUUCGCGUACAACCAGAUGAAUCCAUAUAUCUGAAGAUCAACAACAAGGUCCCUGGUCUUGGAAUGAGACUUGACCGUAGUGACCUCAAUUUGCUUUACAGCGCAAGGUAUCCGAGAGAAAUACCAGAUGCAUAUGAGAGGCUGCUCUUAGAUGCAAUAGAAGGAGAGCGAAGAUUGUUCAUAAGAAGUGAUGAGCUUGAUGCUGCUUGGUCUCUAUUCACACCGCUGUUGAAAGAAUUAGAAGAGAAGAAGAUUGCACCGGAGCUCUAUCCUUAUGGUAGCAGAGGACCAGUUGGAGCACAUUAUCUUGCUGCAAGGCACAAUGUGCGAUGGGGAGAUCUUAGUGGUGACGACUCAUGAAAUGCUCACGACAAGUUUUUCUUCAAAAUCUUGAGUAGUUGAAGUUUGAUUCUUUCAAUGUAUGAAAUAUAAUGCCAUUGGACAAUGUUAAUGUUCCCUCAGAUGGGUAGUAAUUGAGUUUUGAUGUAUAGUGUGUCUGUUGAAAAAAUUACGGAGUUCAAUUUUGAAAGCUUUGCUCAAUUUUGGAA